Molecule: messenger RNA, 1963 nt
Organism: Arvicanthis niloticus (Nile rat)
Lineage: Eukaryota; Metazoa; Chordata; Mammalia; Rodentia; Muridae
Gene: Cgrrf1
Product: cell growth regulator with ring finger domain 1
Biological process (GO): negative regulation of cell growth
Source: RefSeq, a predicted model, not a curated record
CCAACGGUCUGGACUGGAAGAAUGUGGGUAUCAGGAGCUAUGCAGACGGAAACAAGGGGGCGCGGGUAGAAAGAAACCUGGGCGAGGCCGGAAUGCAAUCAGAACCCAGGCACUCGCCACCAACGCCGCCCCUCAGGCCCAGCCCGUUCCGUCGCGGGGACCACAAGGGCCAGACCCCGGUACACGCGGAGGCCACGUUCCAACCGUCCGCCCGCAGCGUGGGGAUCUUCCGGGCCGCCGCUGGAAGUCGUGAAUGGACGGCGAGCCCCGCGGUGCCACCCUGCACCGCCACUUACCAUUUUCCUUCCGGUCGUCAGAGGUCCGUUGCCGAGUGAUCUCUUGGGCCCCUUUAAGAAUGGCUCGGCAGCCACCUCCCUUCCUGCUUCGGCUGGCGCACAGCUCAGGCUCCCCCACCUAACUACGCGGCCGCCGUGGCCCGCACGUGACGGCGGACGGCGGAAGGCGAGGCCCAAAAUCCAGCGAAAUGCGGACGCGGGCGCUUCUUCAGCCUGCUAAGGAAGGAUGCUCCGCCCUCCGGGUUACCAAGGAAUGAGCCAACCCGGCGGUGCGCAGAUUCUUGGUGUCUGUAAAUAUUCUACAAGCCUUAACGGCAGGAAUUUCGUGGUGACAAACCUGAGCCAAUGACUUUAGCGGUAAAUUGGCCGCGGCUGUUAGCUGCCCAGAAGCCUGGGCGAGUGAGGACCUACAAAGUUUGUCCGCUCCGGGGCGCCAUACCAGCUUGGGUCCCGGCCGGCCGGGCUGGGCUGGGCUGAGCCCAGGAGACCCCGAUGGCCGCAGUGUUCCUGGUAACGCUCUAUGAAUACUCUCCGCUCUUCUACAUCGCUGUGGUCUUCACCUGUUUCAUCGUCACCACCGGCCUGGUAUUAGGAUGGUUUGGUUGGGACGUUCCAGUAAUUCUGAGAAAUUCAGAAGAAACCCAGUUCAGCACAAGAGCGUUCAAGAAACAAAUGAGACAAGUGAAGAAUCCUUUUGGCUUAGAGAUCACUAAUUCAUCCGCAGCUUCUCUAGCAACAGGCAUGACCUUGACGACAGACUGCCUGGAAGAUAGUCGUCUCACAUGCUACUGGGGGUGCAGUGUUCAAAAACUGUACGAAGCUCUUCAGAAGCACGUGUACUGCUUCAGGAUAAGCACUCCGCAAGCAUUAGAAGAAGCGCUGUACAGUGACUAUCUCCACCGAGAACAGUAUUUUAUUAAAAAGCACAGCAAAGAAGAAAUAUAUUGCCAAUUACCAAGCGAUACUGAAAUUGAAGACUUUGGUCCAGUGCCCAGAUCUCGCUAUCCCUUGGUAGCUCUGUUGACUCUCGCUGAUGAGGAUGACAGGGAAGUUUAUGAUAUCAUUUCCAUGGUGUCUGUAAUUCAUAUUCCUGAUAAGACUUACAAACUUCCCUGCAGAAUAUUGUAUCAAUAUUUAAUCCUGGCUCAAGGUCAAUUUUAUGAUCUUAAGCAACUUUUCAUGUCUGCAAAUAAUAGUCCUACUCCUUCCAGCGACCCAUCCCCAGCAGAUAGAAAUGUGGAGCAGAGCUUGUUGGAGAAGGCAGGACUGGCUGGGAGUGAAGUGGACCCCAUGGAAGAGAGCAGCAAGGACUGUGUGGUGUGCCAGAACGGGGGCGUGAACUGGGUGCUCCUGCCUUGCCGGCACGCCUGCCUGUGCGACAGCUGUGUGUGCUACUUCAAGCAGUGUCCCAUGUGCCGGCAGUUUGUGCAGGAAUCCUUUGCACUUUGUGGUCAGAAAGAGCCAGACAAGGAUGUACUAGAAACUUCCUGAAGACAUCACAGCCAGAGAGUGUACUUUCUACACGAGGUCAGAGCCUUGUGUCCUUAGAGGCAAUCCUAACCCAGAAUCUACAGUCUUACCUGUUGGAGAGAGUUCUAUUUUCACUUCAUAUUUGUACAGUACUCGGAUGAUGAAAAUAAAGUCUUCCUGCGCAGUGUGGCAAGCAA